AUGGCCAAAAGAAACCAGACAGAGGUGACUGAGUUCAUCCUGCAAGGCUUCUCUGAACACCCUGAAUUUCGGAUCCCCUUAUUCAGCAGUUUUCUCUCCUUGUAUAUGGUGGCUCUCACAGGAAAUAUCUUGAUAAUCAUAGCCAUUGUUGUCAAUACUAAUCUUCAUAGUCCUAUGUACUUUUUCUUAUUCAAUUUGGCCAUAAUGGACAUCAUCUGUACCUCUUCCAUUCUGCCUAAAGUAUUAGAGGGUCUGCUCUCAGAGGAAAACACCAUCUCCUAUGGGGGCUGUUUGGCCCAGCUGUACUUUCUCACUUGGGCCUUAUCAUCUGAGUUGCUCCUUUUCACAGCAAUGGCAUAUGACAGGUAUGUGGCCAUCUGCCACCCCCUACAUUACAGUACUAUGAUGAGCAAGACUCUAUGUAGUGUGUUGGCAGCUGGCGUGUGGGUAAUCUGUGCUUUCAAUUCCUCUAUACACACUGGUCUAAUGAUGCGACUAUCCUUCUGUGGAUCGAAUGUCAUUACUCAUUUCUUCUGUGAGAUCCCACCUCUAUUGUUGCUCUCCUGUACCUCUACCUACAUAAACAGUAUCAUGACUGUCUUGGCAGAUGCUUUUUAUGGAAUAUUUAAUUUCUUACUGACACUGGUGUCCUAUGGCUUUAUUAUCUCUAGCAUCCUUAAAAUCAGGUCAGCAGAGGGAAAGAAGAAAGCCUUUUCCACUUGCUCUUCCCACCUUAUUGUGGCAUCCAUGUAUUAUACUGCUGUGUUCUAUGCUUACCUAAGCCCAGUUGCGAGCUAUAACCCAGAGAAGAGUAAACUGGCUGGUGUACUCUACUCAAUGUUGAGCCCCACUUUGAAUCCCCUGAUCUACACUCUGAGGAACAAGGAUGUUAAACAGGCUCUCAGAAAGCUCUUCCCUUUUUGUAGAAAUUAA
Antechinus flavipes (yellow-footed antechinus) is the source of this 933-nucleotide messenger RNA. Its product is annotated as olfactory receptor 13A1-like. Gene Ontology annotation, molecular function: olfactory receptor activity; G protein-coupled receptor activity. NCBI's taxonomy places the organism in Eukaryota, Metazoa, Chordata, Mammalia, Dasyuromorphia, Dasyuridae. Gene Ontology annotation, biological process: G protein-coupled receptor signaling pathway. Gene Ontology annotation, cellular component: membrane. The transcript has a single exon. The coding region runs from base 1 to 933 and encodes 310 amino acids. The record is from RefSeq and is a predicted model, not a curated record.